Messenger RNA from Plasmodium knowlesi strain H, 3834 nucleotides. RefSeq names its product conserved Plasmodium protein, unknown function. Lineage: Eukaryota; Apicomplexa; Aconoidasida; Haemosporida; Plasmodiidae. The record is from RefSeq and is a predicted model, not a curated record. Bases 1 to 3834 code for a protein of 1277 amino acids. The transcript has 10 exons.
AUGCAAGAAAACGUAAGGACAAAAAUAAAUGAUGCCAAGUCGUGUCUAAUGGGCUUCUUGGGGAGUACCAAAGUAGCAAGUAUUCUACAGGAGGAGUCUGACAAAAAAAACUUGGACAAAUCGAAAGAGGAUGUAGAAAGCGCGGAUGUAUGUAGCUUGAGUGAAAAUCCCGGUGAAAAGGUCCAAGAAGAUUCCUUGCUUGCUAAUCAAGAUUCAGAUGUUUUAAAAAAAAGGAAAACCGGAACAAUUCUGAGCAGGCGAAGUGACAACUGUGAUACAUCCACAGGGGAAAGCAAGGAAGAAGAUAGUGUUGCAAAGUCCACCGGAGGGAAUGAAGACGCUGGAGAUGAAGUAUGCUUAACAGACGCAAAGGAAAAGGAAGAUUUGGGAAAGGAGUGCUCUACAUCGGAAAAAAAAAUAAAACGAAACAACCUCUCGGACGUACAGUACAUAGAAAGUUUGAAGUGCGAAAUUGAUGAAACACGAGAUGGACAGCCCAUCCCCCAAUAUGAGAGCAAGCUGAAUCCAGUGGCCCCCGAGUUCAAGCCUCAGAACUCGCUCUAUGUGUAUCAACAGAUGCAGCAGCACACAACAAAAAACCUUGUAAUGCUGAUAAAAUCCUUCGGGUACCAGGGUAUAAAGAUGGAAAAAAUUUCGGGUGAAUAUUGCAAGAAGUACAACGCCCUCCUCAACUUGAGGCAUGCAGGGUUCAGCAACAUUUACAAUAUGAUCAGGAGCCUGGACCACUGCUUGAUUUGCGAGGAAGUGGGAGGAGAGGCAGAUAAAUUGACAGAUAAAUUGACAGAUAAAUCGACAGAAAAAUCGACAGAUAAAUCGACAGAUAAAUUGACAGAUAAAUUGACGGACAAAUCGACAGAUAAAUUGACAGAUAAAUUGACGGACAAAUCGACAGAUAAAUUGACAGAUAAAUUGACGGACAAAUCGACAGAUAAAUUGACAGAUAAACCGACGGACAAAUCGAUGGAAAAAUGUGAGGAGCCGCAUGACAAGGAUCCAACCCCAAAUGAACCAAAACAAGCAAAUCACGACUCAGAAAAAAACUUAAUUAUAAAAUAUAAGACGCCAAAGAUGAACGAAGACAAACAAUUUUUCCUGAAAAUCAUUCUAGGCACGAUAGGAGAAUGCACCAACUACAAUUCUCAGUUGACGGAGGAAGAAACACCAGAGAGUGGUAGUGUCUCUUUGACGAGGCUGCAACAGGAGGUAAAGAAAAUCUUCGGGUCGUCUUUCAAUUUAAAAAUAUUGCAAACGAGAUGUGGAAUAGACAAACUUCAAGCAUUCCUAGAAGAGAUCCAAGAAAUACAAAUAAUAUCACUUCCUAAUGAUGUGAAAAUUAGAAUUACUCCGCUAACUUAUAGUUAUAAGAUUCCUGAUCUGAAGUCGAUAAAGUCGUUACCGAGCAAUGAGUUCAAAGUUAGUGCACCCUCCAAAAUGGGUAGCAAAAAAGUCCCCAUCUCGACACUUUUUAAUGAUCAGUAUUUUAGGUCGAAUUCAUUUAACGGAGGAGAAAAUAAUAGUAUCCUUAGUGCACUCAACAGUAGGGACAGAGGAUCCUUUAGCAACGUGCAUAUGGGGAGUGUUCUCACUCAAAACAAUGACUUUAAGAAUAAAAAAUUUAAUUCUAAUGGCAGUUUUCUCUUGCCGACUUCCAAGUCGCAUGAGCGCAUCUGGAAGGGUGUUAGCAGUGGAAGUAUACAUCGAAGUGGUAGCAGCCUGCUUCAUGGCGUAUUCGUGAACAAUGUGCCAGACGACAGGGACAGCGAGUCGGUUCUCCAAAUGAAGGGGAGCUUUACCCAGGAACCCUGCACCAAUUUGAUGUGCAAGCUUAACAGACAGGGUACCCACGGAAACCACGACAAUUCGUGCAUUUACUCUAGUGACUGGGUAGCCACCGAGGGGCAGAAUUAUCCUUCAAAGCAACACACAAACGGGGGUCAUAGCCUGAAUCAUAACCUGAGUGAACACGCCAGUCGCAACCUGAGUAACAGCCAAGAACAACACCCCUUCAUCAAAAUGCUAUCCAAGACGCAACUGCACAUUCUACUGUACCAGCUGAUAGUUGUCCUGACGAAGAGACAGAAGAUGGAGUGGGAUGACAUAGUAAAAAUCAAGGAGGAAUUGCUCCAUCAGAAUAGUAGCAAGACAUACGGGGAGGAGAACUUGGGAAGGUGCAAACUGGAGGUGAGCGGGUGCGAAGAGUAUGUUAAUAAAGUAGAGGUGGACGCUGACAGUGCAAAGGAAGAGUCAAAUGAAGUUCAGCCAGGGGAAGGUAAAGGAGAAGAUCAACAAAACAACUCCACUACGAACAUGUCAGAUUUUGUCUAUGAAAUUUUCACCACACAAGAAACGGCCAAGCAGAGCAUAUCAGACAAGACAUCAUCUGCACUGUACUCGAAGGACCCGCUAUCCAGUUCGUUGGAGAAAGGCCCAGAUGAAGAAGUAUCUAAAAAUAUCAUUGGCGUGUUUGUUUCCUCCAUAAAAAGUGAAUGGAACAAGGCAUACACAGAGCAGUACCCUUUGAGCUUCUACUUAAACCAUUACAAGGCAAAGAAGCUGAGGAGGCUUCUGGAGGAAAUUCCUAACCUUGUUAUUGCCGGGUGUAGUAGGAGCAUACAAGUGUUUACUCUAGACACUGCCCAAUAUAUUUAUGAUAACUUUUCUUCUGAGGAGCUCUCUAGUUUGAAGAUUUUCUCCCGGUCCAAGUUCACCCCGAUGAGUGCCUCACACUACUUCAAGGACGCCACAUAUAAAGAUGUCGCCGAGGAAUUUGCCAGAGGGGACUGCUCAAAAAUGAUGAAGGUGCUAGGACUGGACCAUCUGAAGCCACCCCGAUCCACUGUCAGUAAGAGCUAUGAAAAAAUUAUGAACAAGUCCAGGAAAAGUCGCAGCUUUAACCGUGUGGGUAGUUACAUCAACUACAGGAACAAAAUUUUCGAUCACCCCAAUGGGGGAGGUUCAUUUGUGAGCAAUGAAGAGGGUACUUUUCUUCAGGGCAUGCCAUUCGUGGAGAGGGGCGGAGAGGAGACUAAUCUGGAAGUGCUACGAUACCACCUGCACAAACUUCUCUACAAUCUAGUGAUCCACGUUUGCAAAAAACAAAACGCAUUAUACCUAGCUUACAAGAAAAAUGGUGUGAUUCUGAGCGAGUAUGAAAUGAACAAACAAAUGUGUGGCCCCAUUUACUAUUCUUCCGACUUAACGUAUGAAGAUUUUAUAACAGACAGACAAAGCUUAUUUGAAAAGGAACAAGUAGCCAAGACGCUCUUCCUUCUUUCUCACCAUGGGAUUUAUGGGAUCAAAUUCAUACAUCUAACUAAUGAGUGGUACAAAUUGUACAAGUGCGAGUUGCGACCACUCAUGCGUAUAUGUGAAUACAAUGAAAUUGGAAAGAUGAUUUGUAGCAUGCCUAAUGUGCUUGUCGUGGGAGAGGGAUUCGAUACCAAGUACAUUCCUAGCAUGGACGCCGAAGGGGAGCGAAACCACUUAGACGAAUUUUCACCCGACAGCCUCGUCAAAAUUAUCUCCAACAACUUCCCGGAAAAUCUCCCCUCCGUAUUCCCAAGAAGAUCGCAUCCCGCAGAAGCCCUUCACAAGCAGAAGAGUGGGCCAUAUGAAAGUAUCAUGGAGGUUCUCUUCCCAAAUAUAACAUCCCAGAAGAGUACAGAUUUGCAUAAAGGUCACAGCGGAACAGUUCCCUUCCUUAGGAACAACAUUGGUGGCUAUGGAAAGGGUACGUCUGGUUUUCUUGGCGCAUCCGGCAACUGUUCAUCCAAGGGGGAUAUAAAUAUAAGUAGCUUAUUCAGAAAUUUGUAA